Macadamia integrifolia is the source of this 3294-nucleotide messenger RNA. Its product is annotated as scarecrow-like protein 28. Bases 800 to 2794 code for a protein of 664 amino acids. Gene Ontology annotation, biological process: regulation of DNA-templated transcription. Gene Ontology annotation, molecular function: DNA-binding transcription factor activity; sequence-specific DNA binding. Gene Ontology annotation, cellular component: nucleus. The record is from RefSeq and is a predicted model, not a curated record. NCBI's taxonomy places the organism in Eukaryota, Viridiplantae, Streptophyta, Magnoliopsida, Proteales, Proteaceae. The transcript has a single exon.
GGGGACUGGGAGAGAAUCAGGAAAAACAUGAACAGCAAUGGCCCUGGAGGAAGAGGAGAGAAAGAAGAGCAAUGGUCCACUAUAAAAGACUAGUCAAUGAGAGUCUUAUGUUCUUUUGGGUGGGAGAUAUUAGGGAAUCAGGAUUUUUUUUUUUGAUAAUUAGGGAAUCAGUUGGUCUGCAUGGUUGAAGGGCUUUUGUAGCUGGGGGUAUGUAGGAUUCGCUUCAGAAACAGAAUCGGCUACUAUGGAAACUUUACAAGUUUCAGGUGCUGAUAUGGGUCUGAAAGCUUUUCUGAAUUUCAGUUACAGAUUCAAGCAAGUUUCUCUCUGGAUUUCCAUGCAUGGUGUUAGUCCUCUUGGGGAGAAGAACGAUAGCUUUCUUCAAUGAUUUUUCUUGGAAUCCGAUGAUGUUUUUCUGGUAGGUUCAUAGGAAGUCUUUUAUUCUUUCAUUCUUUUGGGGUUUUACAGCCUUGUAUUCUUUCAGAAUUUUCUUAUUCAGAUUUCUUACGGUUCAAUUUCAAUCGGAUUCCUUUUUUUUUUUCUUCUGAUUUUUUUAUUUGAUUUGAACAGUUCAUAUAUACAUAUAGAUUUACAGACUCUGAAACUAUUCAUUUGAUUUUAAAGAAAUAAUAGAGAGGAAAAAAGAGAGAGAUUUACAGAGUCGGGGUGGUGUGGGGAACAGAAACAGGGGAGAGAUAAGAAGAACAAGAAAAAAAAAAGGCUAGUUGAAUUGAUUUUAAAAGAAGAAAAAAAUAGAGGGGGGAAAAAAGAAAGAAAGAAAAUUGGAAGAAUAUAGAGGAUGUUGGCUGGGAUUUCUACGCUGCUGUCGCCAAGGCAUAGAUUGAGGAGUGAAGCGACUGCGCAGUUUCAAGCUUGCCAUUUUCAGUAUCCUUCGAUGAGUACACAGAGAUUGGAUUUGCCAUGUAGUUUCCCCCGGAAGGAUGCCCAACGGUCCCAGCCCAUUCGACCCGUCGGCCUCUCGGUGGAGAAACCGAUUGAAGCUAAAGGGAGUUGUUCUCUUAAGCAGAAAAUCAGGCUCCCGCCAUCCAUUACCACCGCUCAGACAGCACUGUGGGAAGGAAGGAGAGAGAUUGAAGAAGGGUUUUGGAAGAAAGGGAGGAGCUUGAAGAGGUUUGCUGAGCAGACUUCAUUUGAUGAAUCGUGCACAAACAGGGCCAAGAGGAAGAGAAGUAGCGGUACAACAACGCCUGAUGCUUCUUCAGAAGGAGAGAGAAUGGCUCUAAGCCAAUUGGGUAGCGGCAAUCUUUGGUUUCAGCCGACUCUUGAGAUGCCACAGUCAGUGCUUGGAAUCACAGGCCUAGACCCUCCACCAGUUUCUUUUCCCGUGCAUACGCGCGAGGAAGAGAACAUCUGUUUUGUUCCAGGUGAUGUCAUCAGACCCAACAAUCCUUUGAUGGAGUCUGUAGUCACUGAGAUUGCAGACAAAGGUGAGAAAGACGUUGAUACCACCAGCCAUGAGCCUACUAGGGCAAGUUCAGGAUCCACCUCGUCUGAAGGCGAUAGUUUGACUCCAAGGCAAAAUGAAAAUUCCUCAGGGAAUGGAACGGGUAAUGGGUCUCAGCGCCCUCACCCAUCUGAAGGAACCAGAGUAGCGGCUGGCAGUGAGGAUGUCCAGACAGAGAAUCAAGAAUUUGAGCUUGUGACCUUACUGGUGGCCUGUGUGGAAUCGAUAAGCUCAAAGAACAUCCCAGCUAUCAACCAUUUUAUAGCUAAACUCGGAGAACUUGCUUCACCAGAAGGGACUGCCAUUAGCCGUGUCACUGCUUACUUUACAGAAGCUUUGGCAGUCAGAGUUGCAAGGCUCUGGCCUCACAUUUUUCAUAUUGCCACCCCUCGGGAGCUUGAUCGGAUUGAGGAUGACAUGGGUGCUGCACUUCGGCUUUUAAACCAUGUCAGCCCAAUUCCAAAGUUCCUUCAUUUCACAUCCAAUGAGAUUCUGUUGAGAGCAUUUGAAGGAAAAGAUAGAGUACAUAUCAUAGAUUUUGAUAUUAAACAGGGGCUUCAAUGGCCUGGUUUAUUUCAGAGUCUAGCCACUAGGCCCAAUCCCCCAAGCCAUGUAAGAAUCACAGGUAUAGGAGAGUCCAAACAAGAACUCCAAGAAACAGGCGAAAGAUUGGCGAGAUUUGCAGAAACCCUGAAUCUGCCGUUUGAGUUCCAUGCAGUUGUGGAUAGGUUGGAGGACGUGAGACUGUGGAUGCUUCAUGUGAAGGAAAAGGAAAGUGUGGCGGUGAAUUGUGUUCUUCAGCUACACAAGAUGCUUUAUGAUGAGACCGGUGGGGCGCUAAGGAAUAUGUUGGGUUUGAUGAGUAGUACUAACCCCAUAGUGGUACUCAUGGCAGAACAAGAAGCAAUGCACAACGAUUCCAGUUUGGAGACUAGGGUUUCUAAUUCACUCAAGUACUACUCUGCCAUAUUUGACUCCAUUGAUUCGACCCUGCCAUUAGAUAGCUUGGUUAGAAUCAAAAUAGAGGAGAUAUUUGCUAGGGAGAUCAGAAAUAUAAUUGCCUGUGAAGGAAGCGACAGGUUGGAAAGGCAUGAGAGUUUUGCAAAGUGGAGGAAGAUGAUGGAGCAUGGAGGAUUUAGAUGCAUUGAAAUCAGAGAUAGGGAGAUUCUUCAGAGCAGAAUGCUGUUGAAGAUGUACUCUUGUGAGAACUACAGUGUCAAGAAGCAAGGCGAAGAAGGAGCAGGGCUUACUCUAAGUUGGCUAGAGCAGCCUUUGUACACAGUUUCGGCGUGGGCACCUGUUGAUGUUGCUGGCAGUUCCUCCUCUUAAUCUCAGCCAAGUUGAUUGCGAUGGCUUUCUUCUUCCUGAUGUCUUACAACUUUCUUCAUUCCUAUCUUACAGAAAGGGUAACAAAAAUUCUUUGUAGGUAGAGAAUUCUUUCAUUCUUUGGUUGCAUGAAGCCUCAUUAUCUGAUAGAUAUUCCUUUGAGUUCUUCCAAGAUCAGAUUAUCUAGAGUUCCAUUUAGUAUGUGAAGUCUUUUUUUUUGUUAUUCUUUGAUUCUUUUUGUAUGUCUGAAUUCUUUCAAGCAGUGUCACAGUCAGGUAUUCUUUAUGUAUGUUUGUAUUCUUUCUUAGCAUGUUUGUAUUCUUUCUUAGCAUUGUGAAAGUCGGGUAUUCUUUGUGUAUGUUUGUAUUCUUUCUUAGCAAUGUAAAAGUCAGGGAUUCUUUAUAGGAAUUGUUUCUUAUCAGUAUCAUUUUCUCUUUAAACAGUGUAUGUAAUUGAAGUUGGAUCAUUAUAUGAUAAUGAAGUGGAUUUAUUAAAUAGUGUCA